AUUCUUUGAUUAAAUAUAAUUUCUUUUAUUAAGAAAUUUUUAAUAAUAUUCACAUUGAAGGUAUGUAUAGAUCUUAAAGAAACUUGGCAACAGCGCGACGUAAGAUAAAUUAGUGUUUGACAGUUGGCAACUGGGAUUUUCAAAUUGAAAUUGCUUAAUGUGAAUCCGUACCUCAAAAUGUCACAAUUACGAAUAAACGGAAAAUUUUCGAGCAAAAAAAAGAUAAAACGUCUUGAACAAAUUGCUGAAAUGGGAAGAAAAAAUAAGAAACAAAUUGUUGUGAAUGAUGAUGAACCGCGCGAAGAAAAAACAUUUCCUAUAGAAGGCCACCGAAUCGUAGAUUUUCAGCAUAUGGCUCAAAAUAUGUUUUGCUCAUGUUGUAAAUCUCCGUUAUUAAUUCAAAAUAUCAGAAGUGAGAUUAAAAAAGGUCUCGCAUCAAUUUUGCAUAUUUUCUGCGACAAUUGUAUAUUCCUCAAUACAGUUACAACUGGAGAUCGACACAUUAGUCCCGUUACAGGAUAUCCCUUGUUUGAUAUUAACACAAAAGCUGCUAUAGCUGCUUUACAUGCUGGAUGUGGAGCAUCAAAGCUAAAUAAAUUGUUCCAAACGAUGGAUAUUCCAGGGAUGAGUCCAAAUACAUUCAAGAUUCAUGAAAGGGUUGUUGGGCCGGUCAUAGAAGAUGUCGCCAAAAAGACUUGUGCAGAAGCAGUAAUUUUAGAAAAAAUAGCCACAAUAGAAAAUAUUGAAGAGUUGAAGAAAAUGCUGUACGUUAUGUACAUCUAAUUGCGCAUUUAAAUAGUUUUUAAGCUGACAAACCGUGAUAUCAUUUAUCAAUUUUUUUAUUUAGUGAUACAUGUAUUUUGAUCAAAUUAUUAUAUUUACAAAUUGACUUUUUUUCUUAUUGAUUUAUAUGUAAGAAAUGAUGUA
Ceratina calcarata is the source of this 927-nucleotide messenger RNA. RefSeq lists its product as uncharacterized. The record is from RefSeq and is a predicted model, not a curated record. The transcript is spliced from 2 exons. Lineage: Eukaryota; Metazoa; Arthropoda; Insecta; Hymenoptera; Apidae. The coding region runs from base 178 to 783 and encodes 201 amino acids.